AUGACUGUUGCCGCCCUGUCGUGUCUUCUUUUAUAUUAUGAUAGAAAAAUCAAUGAGAAAAUGAAAAAAGAACAUUUCGCUUUAUUUUUCUUUCUUUCAUUAUUUCUUUCUUUCAUUCUUUUUUUCUUUCUUUCUUUAAUUCUUUUCUUUCUUUAUUUCAUUCUUUGUCUCUUUCUUUCAUUUCUUCCUUCUUUUUCUUUCUUUCAUUCUUUUUUCUUUCUUUCUUUAAUUCUUUUCUUUUUUUCUUUCUUUCUUUCUUUAUUUCAUUCUUUGUCCCUUUCUUUCAUUCCUUCCUUCUUCUUUCUUUCAUUCUUUGUUUCUUUCUUUUUCUGUCUUUCACUCUUUGGGCGCGUCGGUGUUGACAUGAAUACUGGUUUCUCUCUCUCUCUCUCUCUCUCUCUCUCUCUCUCUUUCUUUCUCUCUCUCCGUCUCUCUAUCUCUCUCUCUCUGUUACUCUCUCUCUCUGUCCCUCUCUCAGCUUGCCGGUGCUGA
Acanthosepion pharaonis is the source of this 492-nucleotide messenger RNA. NCBI's taxonomy places the organism in Eukaryota, Metazoa, Mollusca, Cephalopoda, Sepiida, Sepiidae. The record is from the annotation of a GenBank genome assembly.